Mobula hypostoma (lesser devil ray) is the source of this 3655-nucleotide messenger RNA. It is a transcript of the gene wdr5, whose product is annotated as WD repeat domain 5. Gene Ontology annotation, molecular function: protein binding; RNA polymerase II general transcription initiation factor activity. The transcript has 14 exons. Gene Ontology annotation, biological process: transcription initiation at RNA polymerase II promoter. Gene Ontology annotation, cellular component: transcription factor TFIID complex. Bases 313 to 1314 code for a protein of 333 amino acids. Lineage: Eukaryota; Metazoa; Chordata; Chondrichthyes; Myliobatiformes; Myliobatidae. The record is from RefSeq and is a predicted model, not a curated record.
CGGGUUUGGCGCGGCGCAGGCGCACUGGGCCCUCCCGCCACAUCGAGUUGCAGGAGCGGCGGUGCAGGGAGAGCUGGAGCGCCAGGCUCGGGCUGCAGCGAGGACGCGGCGGCGGGAGCAGGAACAACACCGGGCCCGAGUUUGCACCGAGAGCGCGGCGGUAGCAGGGUCAGGCCUAGGCUAUAUCGAAAAGAGCGGCAUCAGCGCCAGGGCCGAACCAGAAAACUCACACUUUCUGUGUUCAGAAGGGUUCAGGCACGAGCUGAACCCUCCUUCAACAAAAGUUCUGCCAGGUUUAUAUAGUCAGCAAGGAUGGCGACUGAAGACAAAAAAUCGGAAACAGAAUGCACCAAAACACAGUCAGCGCCUUCCUCCUCCAAUCAAAAUAAGCCUUCUGCAGUGAAACCAAACUAUACCUUGAAAUUUACAUUGGCCGGACACACAAAAGCUGUCUCUUCGGUUAAGUUCAGUCCAAAUGGAGAAUGGCUGGCAAGUUCUUCUGCUGAUAAAUUGAUUAAAAUUUGGGGUGCUUAUGAUGGUAAAUUUGAGAAAACCAUAUCAGGACACAAACUGGGAAUCUCAGAUGUUGCCUGGUCCACAGAUUCCAACUUGCUUGUUUCGGCUUCAGAUGACAAAACCCUUAAAAUAUGGGAUGUGAACUCGGGAAAAUGCUUGAAGACGCUGAAGGGUCACAGUAAUUACGUUUUCUGCUGUAAUUUCAACCCUCAAUCCAACCUGAUUGUUUCAGGAUCGUUUGAUGAGAGUGUAAGGAUCUGGGACGUGAAGACCGGGAAGUGUCUGAAGACCCUGCCAGCUCAUUCUGACCCUGUAUCUGCUGUACACUUCAACAGAGAUGGGUCCCUCAUUGUCUCCAGUAGUUACGAUGGCCUGUGCCGAAUUUGGGACACUGCAUCGGGGCAAUGCCUUAAAACACUGAUUGAUGAUGAUAAUCCUCCAGUAUCUUUCGUGAAGUUCUCCCCCAAUGGGAAAUACAUUUUGGCUGCAACACUUGACAACACUCUGAAGCUUUGGGACUACAGUAAAGGAAAGUGUUUAAAGACUUACACGGGCCAUAAGAAUGAGAAGUACUGCAUAUUUGCCAACUUCUCUGUUACUGGCGGGAAGUGGAUUGUUUCAGGAUCUGAGGACAACUUUGUUUAUAUCUGGAAUUUGCAGACAAAGGAGAUAGUGCAGAAGUUACAGGGACACACAGACGUUGUUAUCUCCACAGCCUGUCACCCAACAGAAAACAUCAUUGCAUCAGCGGCACUGGAGAAUGACAAGACGAUCAAAUUGUGGAGAAGUGACUGUUAGAGAGCACACGUUACCACCAUGAGAACUGUGUCCUGUCCCUGCUUGUCUGACACAGGGACAGGCCCCUUGUACUCCUGACGUCUGAGACUGUGCAGUCCCUGCUCGAACUGGUGACACGGCAUUACAGACCCUAUGGGAGCAUCGGAACAAAUCCCAUUUUUACUGCGGAUUCAUAACACUUAGCAAGUUAUUGUAUGCUUAAAACACACUCCCGCGCGUGCACAGAACGCACUCUAACUCCCCUGACUAAAGAUUUUUUUUUUGUGACCAAAUCACUUGUGACCUUAUCCCAUCUAAAUUCUUGUGAAAAUUAUCUUUUAAUUAGUGGGUUUAGUUGGUAGUGGAAUGUGUUUAUAAACUUGAUAUUGAUGGUUGGCUGCAUUCUUAAAAUUAGUCAACCCUUUUUUUUUGCCUUUUAAAUUCCUCCCAUUGUGUGUCUCUUGGUAUUUGAUUGUCUGCCAUCACUCUUUACCCUUGCCCUCCACGUUUCCCUGCCCUUGUCUCAAGUGUUGCUAUAGCCUUGACCCUGAGUAACAUACCAGUUAUAAUGAGCAGUCACAGCUUAUGGCCAAGGGACAUUGGAGAGUACUGCUACAGAAAUCUGGUUUGCCAAACUCUUCUCCCAGGAUAAAAUCGUGUAUACCAUCUGGGAAGACUCAGACCACUAAAUGUGCCCUUACAGAGUGCUCCCAACAGUAUUCAGCCAUCACAGCAUUUUAGGCAGUGCUCCCAGCUAGCUGGGCAUGGCCUUUGGGUGAGCUGUUUUAGGACUGGUCAUUAAUUUCCCUUGCCUGUAGGUUUUGAGUGAAACAGCUCUGCCAAGAGAGAUGUAUUUAUUGGUGUCAUUCCCCAUCUGCCUUUACAUAGUAUUGAUAAUCAUCUGCAGGGCUCUUAGUUUGGGGUUGCCAGAAGAAGCCAAAUUAUGAGUCAAUGACAUUUACCAUACCUACAGAUUUCAAAGCAAAGUUGUAACCAAAUGUUACUUGUAACUUUGAGUGUCUUCAUUCAUCUGCCUCUCUUGUGAGAGGUCUCAUGGAAUGAGAAUAUUGGUCUAGGGAUCAGACUUGCAGCACUAGUAGUUUUGUUCUAUAGUUCACUUCAGAAAUAUGUGGGGAUAAUUGUGAUUUGAUUUCCAUUGCACACACCCAAAUCAGAACAGUUUCCUAAGCAAGCAUUUGCUUGAAUAGGCAGGUAUUUUUAACUCAUUUUGGCAUCAGAAGUAUAGCAUUACAAAUCUCUGAGAGGCACACUGACCCCCAAAGCCAUCCAGUAUGGUACUGUGUGGCACAACAGACUCCUGUUUCACCCCACCUGGCUGACAGCAGGUGAGGUUUAUCUGUGGUCUCAAAUGCCAGUCAUCAAAGCAGCGUCAAGCUAGCCAGGAUCUCUGCCCCUGAGCAGAGCCUUUGAUGUGCAGACAGGUUUGUCAGGACCACUUGGAAUCAGUUGAAGCCACAGAUCAGGAUUGAAACCUGGAUCUGCCUCAUCUAAGCUUUUUGAACAAUGUCUGAAAUUUAUAUCAUCCUCUGAGUUGGUGAUAAACUGAAGGAGUUUGAAGCAGGGAGAUGUUCUGGAGUAAUGUGGGAGUUGGAAGGGUUGUAUAGAAAUUGGGGUUGAAAUUUUCCCCCCAGAUUUUCCUCUUAUCUCCAGCACCGACAGAUUUUCUUGGUCAUGGUUUGUACAGGGCCUCAUGAUUUUGUGGAGCCAGUAUCUUUUAAUAUUUUAGUUUGAGUUGAUUACAGUACUAUGUAAUAAGUAGACUCUGGAAAUCUUUCCAUUACCUGUGAAUAGUGUUACAGUAGUGAUAAUCUCUCCUGGAGUAUUGGAGUUGAGACCUUCCAGCUCUGAGGUUUUGGUGUAAUUUCCCCUUGAUUUCCUGUUAAUACAAGAGGUUUGAACAUAAAACUCGUGUUUGUAUUGCUUUAGCCAGGUGGCAGUGAUAAGUAAAUGGAAACGGGUUUUGAGCUGGGCUCUAUUUCUGUACAAUAUACAGCUCCUUGCAUAAUGGAGACUAUUUCCAAUGGUUUCUUCAAGUUACUAUCUAGUCUCACUUGGUUAUCUUGAACUACAUUCAGAACUGGUACAUACAAGUCUCUAUGAUACUGCUACAGUGGAUUGGAAUACAGUAGAUCUCUCACUUAAUUGGUGAAUGCAACUACUUGUAUUUGUGCUGCAGAUCUGAAUAGGUUCAGGGCUCAUUCUGCAGCAUGGGUGGAAAGCAUUGGCAAGUGCAGAGUUGCCACUUUAACACACUGUGUGGAUCAGUUCCACAGGCACUAACUCAGUGGGAUAUGACAUUCAUGGACAUUGACUUACUGAAGUCAGUGCCUUCUUUGUAGUU